Molecule: messenger RNA, 255 nt
Organism: Chironomus riparius
Lineage: Eukaryota; Metazoa; Arthropoda; Insecta; Diptera; Chironomidae
Source: the annotation of a GenBank genome assembly
AUGAAACUUAACCUCAAAUUUUUUAUGUGCUUGAUUGUGCUUAUUUUUGUAUGUUUGUCAUCAACCGAUGCACAAAGUCAAAGCUACGCUGUCAAUGAUCCAUCUGGUAGUGAUUAUUACUACGAUUAUUAUGACUACGAUUAUUACGGCUGCUAUGGUGAUUAUUAUUAUGACAGUUUAGGAAGUGGACCAUAUGGAGCAUCAGCAAUGGGAUCAUCAUCGUCGUAGGUUUAUAGGAUUAAAAGUUUAAGUAGA